AUGGACCAGCCAGCGAUAAACCGGCCUCGAGCGCGCCUCCCCAUCUGCGGGAAGCCCCGCCUCCCCGGCAGCCCCGCGCCCGGUUGGAAGCUGUUCCCUGUUGGAAAUGGGAAUGGCCGCCUAUUUCUACCCCGAUGCCUAGCCCCCGUCCCCCACCCUUCAAGGGCCCUGGCGCCUGGUGGGCGCUCCCUGGGGCUUGACUCCUUCGUGGACCAUGGCCAGGGGAGUCCUCCGCGCCCCAGCCGGAACCGACGGAAAUUCGGCAUUAGCGUCGGGAGACCCCCUGAAUCCCGAGGGCCAGCGCCUCCCGGGGGCCUGGCUGGGGGCGAUUUCCUGAGCCCGGGAUCCCCGCGCGCCAGACCCUACCCCCCGCGCGGGGCGGCGGGUCACGGGUCUCCUACUUUUCCCUCCCGCCGAGCGCGCGGGCCGGCGGACAGGCGGGCGGGCGGGCCUGGGCCUCCGGGAGCCGCCGCCCGGCCGGGGUCCCCUUCCCGGGGGCUCCGCGCGGGCCAGAGGAGGGGGCCCGGCCGCGCCGCCUUCCGGCCGGGCCACCGAAACACUCACCCCGCUCCGCGCGGCGCGGCUUCGUCCUCUUCGGCAGCGCUGGGCCGCCGCCGCCUCACGCCGCCCGGGAGGCCCCGGCCCCGCGGCCCCGGCCCGGCCGGCUGCGCCCCGCGGCUCCGCGCGCCGCCGCCGCCGCCGCCACCGCCGCCGCCGCCAGCUGGCCCCGGGCGAGCAGCCGGGCCCCCGCGGGCAUCCUCCCCGGCCGUCGGCGGGCGUGCGGCGGGCGGGCGCACGUGCGGGCCGCCGCGGGCUGGGCGCUCGGAGCGCGGGCCGCGGGCCGACGAGGAGGCGGCGGCCGGCGGGGCGCGGGGCCGGGCGCGCCGGCGGACCGGCCUGACAGCUCUACGCCGCGGCGCCGCCGUGCCCCGCGCGCCCCAGCGGCCGCUGCUGCCCGUGCGCGCCGAGCCCGCCUCGCAUUCCCUUACUCGGCGGCAGGCCUGCGCCUCCGUCAGGCCACGCGGGGAGCCGCCCGCCGCCUCCGCCCGCCCAGAGGGCCGGCCUCCGCCCGGAGCAACCCGGCAAACUUGGUGGCCCCGCUCCGGCGCCGGGCGUGCUGUCGCCCCGGCGACCCCCGAAAGCCUGGGGCUCGCUACCGCGCGGGAGGCCCCGGGCGCUGGACCUGGCCCACGACCUCUCGGCCCUUUUAACACCAUCGGCCUCGCCUAUCGGGAGACUCGCGAACAGUAA
Messenger RNA from Delphinapterus leucas (beluga whale), 1251 nucleotides. The record is from RefSeq and is a predicted model, not a curated record. Lineage: Eukaryota; Metazoa; Chordata; Mammalia; Artiodactyla; Monodontidae.